Messenger RNA from Nannospalax galili (Upper Galilee mountains blind mole rat), 1953 nucleotides. Its product is annotated as protein THEMIS2-like. The annotation marks the transcript as partial. Gene Ontology annotation, biological process: T cell receptor signaling pathway. The record is from RefSeq and is a predicted model, not a curated record. NCBI's taxonomy places the organism in Eukaryota, Metazoa, Chordata, Mammalia, Rodentia, Spalacidae. The transcript has a single exon.
GAGUUUUCUUUCCUGGCUGUGGGUGAUCGACUGGAGGUGCUGCAGUCAGGCCAGGCCCUCGGGAGCCAGGGCCAGGACAUAGAUAUCUUGGUAUGUCAGCGGCUGAGUGAGCGGGACUGGGAGGAAGAGGAGGUGGAGGACCAAGAACAGAUUCUGUUGCCUCUCUACCUCCCUGGUGGCUUUGUGGAGGAAAUGAAUGACAACCGGCGCUAUAGCCUUGCAGAUCUGACUGCCCACUUCCCCCUGCCCUGUGAGGUCAAGGUAGUAGCCAAGGACACUGGCCAUCCCACGGAUCCUCUGGUCUCAUUCCCGGGCCUGCGGCUAGAGGAGAAGAUCACAGAGCCCUUCUUGGUGGUGGGCCUGGACUCCCAGCCGGGGCUAUACUUCGAAAUCCCUCCUCGGUGGCUGGACCUGACUGUGGUGGAGGCUGAGGGGCAGCCAGGCCAGAUGGCUAGGCCUCUCCCUGUGGCUACAGUGGAGGAGCUGUCAGAGGCUGUCUACUACAGCCUUCGGAAGCUACCCGUCUAUGAGAGCCAAACUCCCCCACCCAGGCCCCCAAAGAGUCAGAGCCUCAGUGAGCAGCAGAAGGGAAGACAGAGCUACAAGCAGGGCAGUGACAAGGUAAUGGCUGGGAGGGGGACACCUGUUGGGCUCACUCUGGAUCUGUCCCUCGCUUCCUUGCCUGUCACGUUUCUUUCUUCUGAUUACACAGAACUUGCUAAUUAUAAAGACAUACUCUCUGCACCAACUGUUUCCAUUCGGUCUUCCCGAUCCUAAAGUUGGUAUCCUUACCAGUAUUUUCUGAUGGAGAAGGUCAAGGCUGAGAUUCUGAAAUGUGCCCGAAGUCCACCGUAGCAAGAGGCCCAAGCCCAACCGUGAACAGUCUAUGACUCCCAAGUUUGCAUAUUUUCCCUUCUGUCACCCAGCCCACUCAAGGUGGAGAUUUCAUCUGUUCUCACCUAAACUCUUACUACUGUUAGGAUGCCCUCCUGUCCUCUCAUUUCUGAUGCUGUGAUAAAAUGCCCUGACCAAAAGCAACUUUGGGGAGGAAAGGUCACAACUCCAGGUCACUGUGGAGAAGUCAGAGGCUGGGGCUCAAGACAGCUGGUCAUAUCACAUCCACAGUUAAGGGCGGAGAGAAAUGAAUGGACCCAUGCUGCCCGUUUCCUUUCUUGCUCACUUUUACACAGUUCAGGCCCCAGCCUAGGGAAUGGUGCCACCCUCAGUGGGCUGAGUCUUCCAACAUCAGUGAACAAUUCCAGACAGUCCCCCACAGGUACACCCACCGACCCAUCUGAUCUAGAAAAUUUCUCAUUUAAGACUCUUCCCAGGUGAUUCAGUGUUGUGUCCACUUGACAGUUAAGACUUACCAGUAUACCCUCCUAAAGCUUUUCCUGAUCACCCGCUGGACUGUGUGUGACCUGAGGGUCCUCUGUGAGUUGACUCCAAUCUGGCCUUCCUGGGCCACCUCCCACCACCACUCUGUGGUCCCCAUUCUAGCCACAAGAGGGGCUCUGGGUGCCAGGAAUCUGGCCUGGCACUCUACACGCUGGGCCUACUGCCAGCACCUCCUCCUCUCUCCCUUCAGGCUUGGGAGGAGAUGAGGCUCAAAUUCUUGGACAGAGUUGGCCCUGUUCCCUUUGUCAUCUCACUGCUGUAUCUGUAGCCUGGAGACUUAUUUUCAGGUAGUUGUUUCACUGGCCAAAAAGAGAGUUGUAUGGGGCCAGGGGGUCCACCUGCUGAAGGCUGGUGAGCACUGCUGAACUGAGCCAAAGGGACUCACAGACACAGGAGUGGGGCGCCCAAGCUACCCCCUCUGAGCAUCUUUGCUUACAGUUAAACCUGAGAGAACUUCACCAACAUGCCCUUGUGUUAGCUGCUUCCUGUCUAUCAUGUGAUCACCCCCCACCCUCACCCCCAUAGGCUCCUAUAAUUCUCUUGCCUGAGCUCACA